This is a messenger RNA of Linum tenue, 207 nucleotides long. The record is from the annotation of a GenBank genome assembly. Lineage: Eukaryota; Viridiplantae; Streptophyta; Magnoliopsida; Malpighiales; Linaceae.
GAUGAUGUGAAAUGGUGUGAAUUCACGGACGAAUUUAUUGGAGGAUGCGGGCCUGAACAGUGCUAUAUAGAGUUUUUAGGCAAGUAUGGGAAGUACGGGAAUGUGAAUGCCACAAAUUGCGUAUGUAACAGCACUCCUUCUGGCUCUCUCCAUACAUGUGCUUGCCAAGUUCACUGUGGCGUAAUUCCACCACCGCCGCCUCUUUAG